CUUUUGCGUGUCUGUGACUGAAAUUUUAUAUAGUGCAACUACGCUGCUGACCCUUUACCUACCUACCCUCCCAUCACAAGCCCCCCAAACCCUCUUUCUUGAUCAUUCGUCCGUGAAUCCAGGGCUAUCCUAUCCACCCCUCGGAGAGAAAGCCAUGUCUUUACGCCUUGCCAAGACACCAGUCCGAGUAUCGAGUAUUGUUGCACUGCAGAUCCAACCAAUUUGAAAACCUACGCCAUGAAGUUUGCACACGAUUUCAAAGAAACGCUUAGGCGCCAAGACUUUCCACCUCACUGGAUUGAUCAGGCCAUCCCAUAUGGCCAGCUAAAGAAGGUUCUCAAACGUGUCGCCGGGGAACUCAACGAUCUGGGGCUUGAUCCCGAGACUCUACGCCAACUUCUCGACCCGGCUAAUGAUUCGCCACUCGCCGCCAAAUACCGCCUCAAUGCUGCCGGGAACUCAAAGUUAUUGAGGCCAAAACUGACUGUCUUGGUGCACAUGCGCGACGGCAAUGCCGUUGACGCAUCACUGACGCCCGCAUCCCGUUCCCUCAUUGAACGCAUCGCCGCCUUGCAGUCCCACGAUCCAGCUCAACCGAUCCCGGCCGCAGCUCCAGAGGACUCCGUACCAUCCAAGUCGCCAGUCUCGUCUGUUGAGUCUCUUGCCGAUGCUGAGAUUGAGUUAUCGGGCACCCAGACUUGUCUCCAGGUUGAAGGCCAAUCGUCGUCAACAGAGCACUAUGAGCGUAUCGAAGUUCCACUUGUCUUUGAUGGUGAAUUCUUUGACAUCCUGCAGAGCGAUGUCAACAACUUGGAUGCACUUCAGGCAAAGGAGGAAAAGGCCAUGGUGACGGAGAUUGUUGCCCUGAGACAGGAAAUUUCUCAUUUGACGAAACCCAGUCGCCUCUCCAAGAGCGACCUUGCGAGGUGGCGAGCCAUUUUCGAGCUGUACCUCGACGCCCAAGUCUUCUUCUCAACCAACGAGCAAGAUCACGGAUCCCGAACUAGUCAGACGGCUGCGAAACAGCUCCAGUGGUUCCAAGAAGAAAUCACAAAGAGGAAUCUCGUCAAAUCAUUCAAGAUUGCCGAGAGUCGCGAAGCCCUAGUUCGCUUCUUAAGUCUCAACGCCGUUCUCCUCAAAAACUUGCAGUUCCAGGAAAUCAACCAGGUUGCUAUAUACAAAAUUCUGAAAAAGUUCGACAAACGUACCUGCCUGGGUGUUUCGAAAUCCUUUCCAAUUCAAGUACAUUCCGACAAGUUGCUGGCCGGCUCCGUGGCGAAAGACAUUUGCGCCCAAAUGUCUACCGACUUAGUGUCAGUCGUACCGCAGAUCAGUGAUUAUUUGUGUCCAAUUUGCUUCGCCAUUGCCUAUAGGCCUGUCCGGCUAGCCUGCCAACAUAUCUUUUGCAUCCGGUGCAUUGUCAAGAUCCAACGGCGGAAUGAGAAGCACUGCCCUUUGUGCAGAGCCGACACCGUCAUGAAGGCGUCCGCGGAUAAUCUGGAUAUUCAACUAGAGAGAUACAUGCGCAAGUACUUUCCCAAGGAGGCCAAGGAGAAGCAGCGAGCCAACGAGAUUGAACGAGGCAUCGAGGACUAUGGUCCUGAGUACGUGCACUCUGAAUGCUCUGUUAUGUAGAUGCUGUCGUGUUUUUACUUUCUUCUUCGCUUUCCUAUAGAUUUCUCAGAGAUACCCUUGCCGGUUGUGGGUUGAGCUUCCGGCCGCAACGAGACUGAAAUUUGAGAGAGUCUUGUGGUC
Colletotrichum acutatum is the source of this 1755-nucleotide messenger RNA. RefSeq names its product SPX domain-containing protein. Gene Ontology annotation, molecular function: metal ion binding. The record is from RefSeq and is a predicted model, not a curated record. Lineage: Eukaryota; Fungi; Ascomycota; Sordariomycetes; Glomerellales; Glomerellaceae. Bases 238 to 1635 code for a protein of 465 amino acids. The transcript has 5 exons.